CGCCAUCAUCGUCGGCAGCAAGCAGACAGUUGCCUAGUGACGAACAACUCCAGACGGCUGCUGGCUUCCUGCGUUUUCAAAAAAAAAUCUCGUCGCUGCCACUCAGCUUGCGCCAAGUUUCCCAAACACACCGAUCUGUUUGUUUGGUGUUCACAGCGGGACGAUGGUGCGGGGUGACACGUAGAUCCCACCUCGGAGGGUCGCGCUGUGGGUUUAGCGUCUCGGGCCGCGUUAGGAGGAGUUCCCGAUGAAGGAUGAAUAACUAUAUCUUCCUCAGGGUCGUGGGGAAAGGCAGCUACGGAGAGGUGCACCUGGUGAAACACAAGUCCGACCGCAAACAGUAUGUUAUUAAGAAGCUGAAUUUAACCACCUCCUCUAAGCGGGAGCGGCGCGCUGCAGAGCAAGAGGCGCAGCUUCUGUCCAGGCUGCGACAUCCAAACAUUGUGACCUACAGGGAGUCGUGGGAAGGAGAUGACUGCCAGCUCUACAUUGCCAUGGGUUUCUGUGAAGGUGGUGACCUCUAUCACAGACUUAAGCAGCAGAAGGGGGAGCUCCUCCCCGAGAAGCAGGUGGUGGAAUGGUUCGUCCAGAUAGCAAUGGCACUCCAGUACAUGCACGAGAGGAACAUUCUACACAGAGACCUCAAAACACAGAACAUCUUCUUGACAAAGACCAACAUCAUCAAAGUCGGGGACCUUGGCAUUGCACGAGUAUUGGAGAACCAGAAUGACAUGGCCAGCACUCUCAUAGGGACGCCAUACUACAUGAGCCCUGAGCUCUUCUCCAAUAAACCCUAUAACCACAAGUCAGAUGUAUGGGCCCUGGGCUGCUGUGUGUAUGAAAUGUCCACACUUAAACAUGCCUUCAAUGCCAAGGACAUGAACUCACUGGUUUAUCGCAUAGUAGAAGGAAAGCUGCCACAGAUGCCCGGUAGAUAUGACCCCCAGCUGGGAGAUUUGAUCAAGAGCAUGCUGUGUAAGAGACCCGAAGAUCGGCCUGAUGUCAAACUCAUCCUCCGCCAGCCCUACAUCAAAAGACAAAUUGCCAUGUUCCUUGAGGCCACCAAAGAGAAAACUGCCAUGCCAAGAAAGAAAGCUGUCAGCAGCACUGGUGUUUGCAGAAACAACAGUGAAUCGUCCGUGGUUUCAUCUCAGCCAAAAUCUAAGCGACAGCCUCGGAGUCCUCAGCCGGAACCGCUUGUCAAGGUGAAACGGAAAGAAGAGAAAUCACAGCACUCUGAAGUUUAUAAUGGCAUCACUCACUCUACUCCAGUCCCAACAACUCCUCCACCCAAACCACCUUCACCGGAUGCAUCUCUGGCAACUAUCAGCAACAUCAAUAUUGAUUUCCAAGGGCAGGAGGAUGAGGACCAGUCGAAGAGGCAGGUGCACAGGCCCCAGUCGGCAGGUGAUGAACAUGUGACUCGCAGCGUGCACAAAGACAGCAAGAGAAAAGGGAAACCCGAUCCUUCUCCCCCUGUCUCCCCCGUUAAGCUCCCUCUGAAGUCUGUAUCAGGUGUUGUCAGCAGGGGAGGAGACGAGAGACGGGCGCCCAACGGAUUGUUAGACAUUCAGCCACGGGCCACGCCAAAGCCCGGGGAUACAUUUUCUGUUUUUGGGGAGAAGCAGAUGUCAGAUGUGGGUGAUAAGGAUGAUACGAUGGAGUUACUUCAACAGGCUCACAUGCAGGAGCCAAAGCUAGAAGUCGAGACAGAGGCGGCUCCUUCUAUCACUGAGAGCAGAUCUGCACACAAAUCUAAAACAGAAACUGGCGGAGUGGGUGUGGAACGGAAUAUGGACAACAAAAGUGACACCAUUAAUCUUCUCAAGGCGGAUCCAACAGAACAACUACAUGCCUCAGACACCCAAGAAAACUUAGAAUCUACUGAAAAGCUGUUAGAGCCGUUCACUCCAACAGUGGAGCCCGAGUUUCAGCAAACUCCCUUACCAGUCAAAAAGCCAGGACCGAUCACUUCAUGUCAAACUCCCCCGCCCUCUGUACUACAGCAGCUCAGAGCAAGAGACACAAGAGGGACACAUGGGGAUCAGGACAAGGUGGCUGCUUCCAGACCUUUACCUCCACCUCCUGUUGAGAGCAGAGCUGUGGAGGAGAGGAAGAGGAGCAGGAGGAGCACAGAGGGCAAGAAACCUGAUGUGGCGGUGACUUCCACACCAGUGAGUUCCAUUAACAACGGAUUGUUACCACUUCCACAGGUAAAGGAUCGUCCUUUGUCCGCCAGAGAGAGAAGGAGACUGAGACAGUCCCAUGAAUGUUCCAUUCAACCAGGUGUCAAUCCUGUAAGAAGAGCUUCUUAUGAUGUCACUUCCACUAAGGCUGAGCGCUACCAUGCCCCAGUCACCAGUAGAUCUGUGUCGGACACUAUGGCUGGGAUCAUCAGUAAGCAAGAUAAGUUGCAGGAGCAAAGGUCAGAUGAUGAUGAAUGCAGCUCAUCCACUAGUUCCACAGAGCGUUCAGAGGGAGACUGUAGGGAGAGGAAGACUGAGUCCAGAGACAUGCAGGAUUUAGUCCAUAUGAUGACACAAACAUUGAGCAUGGAUGUCGGAGAUGGUGUGAGCGAGAUGGACAAAAGCAGAUUUGGUUCUACUACACUGCCGGAAUUUAAACUGAACAGGAGGUAUCGGGACACCCUGAUGCUUCAUGGGAAGGCUCGAGAGGAAGCAGAGAACUUGUCAAUCGGUGAAAUACGAAUGGAGGGCUCCCCUUCUGGCCCAGCCAAGAUAAGGAGAGCCAUAGAAAAUCUGAGGACAGAUGUGGUGAAGGGCCUGGGGGUCAAGCUGCUGGACAAAGUGCUGGAAAUCAUGGAGGAGGAGGAUGACGCCAUACGAGAACUUUGCCUUCGUGACAAAAUGGGGGAUCAGAAAUACCAAGCGUACGCUGUGAUGGUGAGGCAGCUGAAAUUCUUUGAGGACAUUGCCUUCAAGGUUUAAGAAUAUAGGAGCACAGAGGCUAUGGGAGCAGAGACCUUUGAAUUUUGACCGCUCUUACAUAGCAUUUAAAAUUGUUCUCAACUGUAAAUAGAUCAACAACCUUCUCAAAGAUGAAUACAUUUCCUACCAAAGGAACAUCACCUUGGUUUUGUGGCAUUAAGCCACUUCCCUCCUUCUGCUAGCAUCUAACAUCACAGCAGGUUUAAUCACGAGAUUGCCACCUUAGCUUUUAGUCAUAUGAAAUGACCUGUCAAAUGAAUUUUUUUUUUUUUUUUUUAUUCCAGUACAAACACACAAUUUGAGUCCUGCAUUCUUCAGGAUGCCUAUGCAAAGAUUUUGGUCAAGUUCUAACAGCUUGACUCUUCACUUGGUUGGAUACUCACUUGUUUAUUUAUAAUGCAAACCAGAAUUUUGAUAUUGUAUCUUUGAAGACAUGAGCUCUCACUUCUGCUUCUCUGUUGGAUUUUCUUACACACAGGAAACUGUAAUGUAGAUGUUUUAUAGAUAUUGUUUAAAUAAACUCCUACAAAUCUUAAAUAUUUUUGUCAACGCCAGCAUUUCUGUGAAAGAAAAUACAUUUCCGUGCAAAUAAUAGUGAAAGACCAAAAUAAGUCUUGUUGAAUUAAAAUAUAAAUACCAGACUGAUAGAGGACCAUCAGUUAUAUCAUUGUAACAAUAUAUUGUCCUGUAUGCACUGAUCAUUAAGACUUUUUAUAGAACGUAAUGCAGUAAAAGAAGCUCGGUGGAAUUUAGAAAUGGUGUCUUUACAUAUUUUGUCCAGCAGAGCUCACUCUGACUCUAAUAAUCUCUGCACACUUUGCUGCACAUAAAGCCUAGAACACUUCCCAGCUGAGCUAACUAGAUUGUGUAAUACAUUACUGAAAAGCUAAGAAGGAACAACAUCAACGUUUUCCAUCUUUCAAUAUUACAUAUGCACUGGGUCAAGAAAGAGAUAUUUCAGAAAUGACCUGGUUUUCAGUAUUAAUUGAAGUAUAGAUUAACACAGGGUGAUUAAGAUAAUAGAACAUGAACACGUAUAUCAUGUUUUAAUUGAACUAACUCAUGCACAGUGCUGGUGCAAAAGGUUAAUGAACCUCAGGUUUUAAAACUGGUUGAACAUCCAUCGGCAGCAACAAGCUCAAACAAGUUUUUCCAGAAGCUGUGGAUCAGAUGUGCACAACGUUCAAGAGGAAGUUCGGAACAUUCUUCAAACAGAUCAGCUUCAGCUCAGCGAUAUUCUUAGUUAAUCUGGAGUGGACAUCUCUGAGCUCAGUCCACAACAUCUCUUCAGGAUAAAAGUCUGGACCAUUCUUGCUUUCAAAUAAUUCUGUAGUAGCUUUACGUCAUUGUCCUGCUGCAGCACCCAACUGCUGAGCUUCAGCUAGUGGUGAAACACUGACUUUAUCCUGGGCUUUUUUUUUAUUUGUUACUUCCAGUGGACUUGUGUGUUUAUACAAAUAAAUGAAAAAUGUUA
Molecule: messenger RNA, 4422 nt
Organism: Pleuronectes platessa (European plaice)
Lineage: Eukaryota; Metazoa; Chordata; Actinopteri; Pleuronectiformes; Pleuronectidae
Gene: nek4
Product: NIMA-related kinase 4
Exons: 16
Coding region: 255-2948 (897 amino acids)
Biological process (GO): protein phosphorylation
Molecular function (GO): ATP binding; protein kinase activity
Source: RefSeq, a predicted model, not a curated record